AUGGCCGGGGUCGCCUUGGAGACGAAUCAAAUUCCCUGGGAGUCACUGCUCCUGAUGGAUGAACACACUGGUGGUGCUGACCUUCACUCUGCAUUGAGGAGAUCUCUUAUUCCGGCUCCUCUCCGUAUCGGGUCACCGUCAACGUCUCCAUCUCAAUACCAGUCUCCCUCGCCUCCGAUUAGCCCUGCUCCUACUCUCCUGGUGUCUGUUCAAACCCCUCUCCACACCCGUUCUAUGUCAGGGAAGCUCUCACUGCAUGAAUAUCGCAGGAAAUUAUCACAUAGUGAUGCUCAGGACGGAACAACUACUGUUCCGAGAAGGAUGUUGAAAAGGAAGCCAAAGACUACAAAUCUGAACAACAGACAAGGGAACACCAUCCCCCUUUCACCACCAGCAACCCCUCCAGCAUCUGCUUCUCCUUUUGAACCAAGUCGACCAGUGUCUCCUAUCCUUGAGCUAGAUCAUCUUACCUUUAGUUCUGGAUAUCACAACGCGUCUAAUACUGCUACAAGCUGUGAAGUUUCACCUAUAGAUGGGGCUUUUCUGGAUUUUGAACGCGCAACACCACAAAGUACAUUGACAACACAAAACCCUCUAUUUGAAGCACCAGCAGAAAACAAAUCCCAGUAUAGGACCUUGAUACCAACAAGAUUCACAGCACAUACCAAAUCAGCCUCUGAAUCUGCCCUGCCUAGGACUCUUCGCCAUAAGGGUGUUUCAUUUGAGAUAUUGACACCUCGAAGGCAUACGGGCUCUUCUCUGUCACCAACUUUGGCUGAGACGGGUAGCCCUAGAAAAACUGAAAUGCCAACUCCAAGUCCCCUAGACAUGGACAUCGAAAUCCCUAAGCCAGCCAAAUCACCGCCCCCAAGGCUUCGCCGGCGCUCUGCUUCCUUGGGCCCCGAAAGGAGGUGUACUCCCUCUCGUGCUUUGUUUGAAGAUCUUCCUACCGCUUAUUCUUCGAUCACUUCGGGGUCCUCCAGCAAAAAUAGGCCGGCCAACCCUACGGCAUAUAGUGAUGAGCAUUUACCACAGGUUCCCAACGAAGCCACAGCUCACCAUGACCAAUUUAUGGUCUCUGAUGUUGAGCCUUCUUCCUCGCAAGAAAUUCAAAUUGAACAUCCAGACUCGGAGACCUCGCAGCCUACCGCAGAACAGCCCAUAGUAGAAGAGACCUAUGCUGCUUCAGAAGUUGUAGAUGAAGUUGUGGAUGAAGCCGUCCACCCAUCCAAUUCUCAAACAAAGCCCAACAAACUUGUGAAGCGUCGGCUUUACGGCACAAAUGAACCCCUUUCCCCUGGAUGUCCUCGUCUACGCCCGAUUAUCUCCACAUUCCUGAAUCGACGCCAACCAAACUUGCACGGUGCUCGCGGCCGCAUUGAGAAACCAAAGAUCAUUAACGACAUAAUCAAUAGGGGUAACAAUUCGAGGCCGGGUUCAGCUCUUGAUGAAAUAGAGGACCACAUUCAAGCAACAUCCGCUCUAACACUUCCGCAACCAAAUUGCUCGCAUCAUCACUUUUCCACUGGUCAUCAAGAAAUCACUACUGGUGAUGAAAGCCAUGAAAUUGUUCCCCAAAGCAACCACGAUGAUUCACCAGCUGCGCGGUCAUCCCCGUUCUCUUUCACCGACAGUAAGCGGCUUGAGGAAUGGAAAUCUUUUAUCCUCACUGGUACAACCGAUCAAGUUUCUUCCGAGAACCUUCCCAAGAACAUGCAACGGACAAGCAUAUUUGGUCCCAACUUCUCUCGGCCAAUGUCAUCUCGUUCUCGACAUCGUAAAGCUGAUCAUCGUGCAGAGUGUCGACCUCAAACAUCUGAUGCAACUUCUCCUUUCAAAACAUGCCAUAUGGACCUCCCAAGGCUCUCGACGUCAUAUCUGCCCUACCAUGGAGAUAACCAGGGACAGCAGAGAAUUUCCUCUGUCCUGCAACGGCCACCAGAUCAGGAAUUUUCUCUUUCCCAAGCCGAGAGGAUGGCUGGUGCAGAGUCCUAUUAUGAAGAUCUGGGUCCUGGGAGUAGCCAGAGCUCGUCAAGCAACAGACUCAGCAUGCAUACUUCAUCGUCAAUGGCAUUGAGGACUCCUCAGCGUCCAAAGUCUGCGGCACCGUGCGAGCCUAAAGAUAAAAGCAAGAGCUACCAUCCCUUUUUCCAUGCUCAUCUUGGAAGUCCGCGCCCAAAUAAGAAACGAGAGCAAAGCAUCUCGACUUUGGCAAAGCAUAAAGGCAAGCAGAGUAUUAGCUCUGUACUUGAUGGUGAUAGUGACAUUGAACUAGAUGAAGGAGGAUCCGAAAAAGAUUGGGAGACGGUUACUGAGAGCCAGAUGUUUGGAUCCAGGUCCCGGAUCCCAGUACCCAACCUGGAGUCAGGUAGCAGUUUGGCCAAUUACUCCAGCGCUGGGACCCUGGCCAACAGAAGCCUGAUGGAUAUACCCUCACAGUCUCACCAGGGAAGCAGUGAAAUGAGAUUCCCAUUCCGUGAUAGAUCCCCUAGGUUCCGCCGCCCUAGCUGGUUGCAUACCACUCGCCAACGUCGAUUCCCUGAAAUUAGUGCUCCUAGUUUCCCCCGUCACCUUUACUCGAUGUCCGAAUACCCUAGGGACCCCGAAAUGCUGUACAGCACUGCGCCGCCCCUGAUGGCAUCGACUGCGCAACAGCCUGCUCCGCGAGCGGCUUCGAAUUCCCAAUACCACCACCCGUCCCCCCUUCGAGACACCCAUCCGAACCCCUUCCAAUCCACUCCCCCAUCCCUGAACGAGAUUCAUCCGAGCGAGCGGCAUGCAAAGUCUGGGCGAGAUUCGAAGUCCGGCUUUGUGUCUGCAAUUCGCAGCAGUAAGUUGACCUUUCAAGAUGAUAAUGACAACAAUAUCAACAACAUCAACAACAACAGCGACAACCCAUUCAACUCUGGCCACCAUGGCUCUGGUCCCAUCAGAAGCUUGCGGCCUUUGCCAGCCCGAGCAUCAAUGGAAGCAUCAGCAUGGUGGACAAAACCAGCCUUUAGCAGCAUGAAGUCGCAGCACUCCUUUCACUCUGCCCCUUUUUCCUCCACCAUCAGAGGCGUGAGAGACGCAACAUCCCUUCACAGCCGCAACGUCUCUUCCUCUUCCCAUUCCCAUUCUCACCCUCACCCUCACCCUUACCAUCACCCUCAUCAUCACUCUCAUUACCAUCAUCAUCCAACCUCCAGCUCAGCAUCACAUGAAAUUACAACAACUGACCUCUUUGACAGUAAAAAUCCGUUGCCUGUGACUCCCUCUUCUGCAUCUCAAACAGCCCGGCCACAGACACCCUCACUUGGGCCUCGGGCUUCCUGCACGACUGAGGAAGACAUCGAGCUUGAGCCCCUUACGCGUGUCUGCCAUCGAUCAACGCCCGCUCGUUCUCGCGUCAGCUCAUUAAGCAGCCUUGUGUCCGGCGUCACCUCGACUUCAAGAAACACCCCUGGUUCUCUGUACCUUUCUAUCAGAGCUGCUCGUGACAAGGCACGCAACUACCGUCACCACCGCCACAACCGCACGCUGACGAACAAUUCAACUUCCACCACGGGCGAGCGUCUUCUCUCUGCCCGGCCGGACACGCGAGCUUCAUCUAGAGGCGAAUACCGACGCGAUAUCAACUCCAACAUGGACGAGCACGAUCAUCCAGCUGAACGAGAACGGGUAUCUAGUCCCAGAUCUAUCCUUGCCAUGUCACCACCAGCCAUGCGCAGCAGCCGUCCCCCAACGCGUAUCCAAAGUGCUAGCACUGCAAGAAAGCUCCGAAGCCCCAACCCAGACGACUUGCUCCGUGAACGUCUGGACCGAAUUGAAACGGCUUCGGUUGUGCUCUCAAACCAUUCACCAUCUUUGCACGAGUCCUGUGUCCGCUCCCCCUGGACGACCUGCCAACCAGCAAAGCAAUUCACCGUCAACGGAGCAUCAUCUUUCUUCGCUACCAUCGACGAAGAAACAGGCAGCGUACCAGACGCAUACUGUUCUACCUAUGGCCGCCAUGUCUUCCCGGAGCCGCCGCGCCUAACACCCCAGCCCCGUCGACAGUAUCAGAACCAGAAUGUCGAUGCUCUAGGCUCUGCAGAACAGGCCGGCGUUCACGGAGGCACCAACUUGAGCGCUCAACGACGUAUUGGAAGACAGCUGAUCAUGAUCUUUUCGCUUUUGGUACCCUUUGGAUGGUUUGUUGUUGCGUAUAUUGGGUUCGAGGGCAAGUUGGCCGACGAGCUGAUCCGCUGGCGAUCCAACGGAGCCAUUACCGAGUUUCACGUCAAGGACAAGUAUUGGGCUAGCCAGUUGGCCGUUUCUUAUGGGGUAUUUACUCUUAUCGCACUGGUUGUGGUGCUGGCCAUUUGUUUAACCGCCCUGUGA
Messenger RNA from Trichophyton verrucosum HKI 0517, 4362 nucleotides. RefSeq lists its product as uncharacterized. NCBI's taxonomy places the organism in Eukaryota, Fungi, Ascomycota, Eurotiomycetes, Onygenales, Arthrodermataceae. The transcript is spliced from 2 exons. The coding region runs from base 1 to 4362 and encodes 1453 amino acids. The record is from RefSeq and is a predicted model, not a curated record.